Molecule: messenger RNA, 2798 nt
Organism: Phymastichus coffea
Lineage: Eukaryota; Metazoa; Arthropoda; Insecta; Hymenoptera; Eulophidae
Gene: Fcp1
Product: RNA polymerase II subunit A C-terminal domain phosphatase
Exons: 7
Coding region: 119-2419 (766 amino acids)
Cellular component (GO): nucleus
Molecular function (GO): RNA polymerase II CTD heptapeptide repeat phosphatase activity
Source: RefSeq, a predicted model, not a curated record
GCCUGCAGAGCGCGUGUGCGUGUUUACAUUUGGGCUCUCCCGCGCAAAAGAAAAAAAUACAGUUCAACAACUCUGGCUUAUUUCACCAAAUUACCGGGAGUACAUUGUAAUCGUCACAAUGGCGAACAUCGAGGUGACUUUUCCUUAUGAAGAUGAGCCAUUAAGAGUGAAAAAGUGGAAAGUAUCCGCAGGAACAACAGUUACUGCCGGUAGGAUUUUAAUGCUCUACCAGGAUGUCGAUACAGGUGACGUCGAGAAAAAGCUCAAGGCACCACAAUUUGGACGCUUAGUUAAACUUCUUGUCAAAGAUAAUGAGGUCGUUUAUCCCGGUCAACCAGUUGCCAUUAUGAAAGGGUGUACUCAUCCAACAGUAAUGAAAGAUCUGUGUGCUGAGUGUGGAGCUGAUUUGAGAGAAGAAUUUGCAACAAAUCCAAAUAUGUCAUCGGUAUCACAGGCCACUGUGCCUAUGGUUCACAGUGUUCCAGAACUCAAAGUUACAGCUGAAUUAGCAGAAAAGAUUGGUCGAGAAGAUAAAGAAAGGUUGUUGAAGGACAAACAGCUAGUAUUGUUGGUAGAUCUUGAUCAAACUAUUGUUCAUACUACAAAUGAUAACAUACCAGCUAAUAUUGAGGAUGUCUAUCACUAUCAACUUUAUGGGCCACAUUCACCUUGGUAUCAUACAAGAUUGAGGCCUCAUACAAAAAAUUUUUUGGCAGAAAUAAGCAAGUUAUAUGAAUUGCACAUUUGUACUUUUGGUGCAAGGCAGUAUGCUCAUAAAGUAGCUUCACUUCUUGAUGAAGAUGGAAAACUGUUCUCACAUCGGAUAUUAUCCAGAGAUGAAUGUUUUGAUCCUCAAUCAAAAACUGCUAAUUUGAAAGCGUUGUUUCCUUGUGGAGUUGAUAUGGUUUGCAUUAUUGAUGACCGAGAUGAUGUAUGGCAAGGCUGUGCAAACUUAGUUCAAGUAAAACCUUAUCAUUUUUUCUUGCAUACUGGAGACAUACAUUCACCUCCGGGUUUGGGAAAACAUGAUGAUCCUGUUCCACAAACUUUGAAAGAAGAAUCUGAUGCAUUAAAUAGAUCAGAUGAAGUCUCUGAAAAUAUCAGUGAUAAAUAUAAAGAAAAAGCUAUUGAUAGAGAUAAAAGUACUGAAAAAGAAGUGGAUGUAAAAAAGUUCAAUGAAACAAUUGACAAAACAUCGAUAAGCAAAAAUGAAAGUAAUGAUGAGUCUAAUCCAGAGACUAGUAAACAGAAUAAUCAACCUAAUUAUAGCUCAGAAAAUUCUAGUAGUUGUGAAAUUAAAAAUGAAGUAGUUGAUGGAAAAAGCAUAAAGAAAGAAACUGAACAGGAGGAGUCACAGCUUUUCCAUAAAGAAGAUCAUGAUGAUUAUUUAUUAUAUUUAGAAGAUAUCUUAAAAAGGAUACACUUAGAAUUUUACAAUUCAUCAGAGGCAGAUGCAAGGGCGAAAACUCUUAGAGAAAUAAUACCAAGAGUGAAGUCGAAAGUUUUGAAAGAAUUAACUUUGACUUUUAGUGGUCUUAUACCAAACAAUCUAAAAAUUCAUCAAAGUCGCGCUUAUAAAGUAGCCAGAGCAUUCGGAGCAAAAGUGUCGCAGGAUCUUACGGACAAAACAACACAUUUAGUUGCCAUUCAACCUGGAACAGUCAAAGUAAGAGAGGCAAAAAAGAAGGGAAACAUUUGUAUAGUUAAUCCUGAUUGGCUUUGGACUUGUGCAGAAAGAUGGGAACACGUUGACGAACGCUUGUACCCACUGAAAGAAGUACCUAUGCACAAGGCUCGCGAAUUCAGGAAGCCGCCAGCACACUGCAGCACCCCCGAGCACAUAGAAGAAGAUGCUCUAAAGAUAGAAGAUAAUUUCGCUAAUAGUAUAAAUCCACUAAUGACCUUCACACAAGAAGAAAUUGAUAAGAUGGAUAAAGAAGUAGAAGAAGAUAUGUCUGAUCUCGAUCUCGAUGAUAUUUAUGGUGAUGGCGACGACGACGACGAUGAUGAUGACGAUGAUGAUGAUGAUGAUGAUGAUGAUGAUGAUGAUGAUGAUGAUGAUGAUAAUCAUGAAGAAAUGAGUCAUAAAAGAGAAAUUGACUCGGAUUCCAAUGAUGUUUACGGCUAUGAUGAAAUUUAUGAUGAGUCUCUGAAAUCCAAAAAACGGAAGAGCGACAGUGACGAAGAAAGCAGUAGUUCAGGGGAAAAUGAGAGGAAAAGACAGCGCUGUUUCGCAGAAGAUGAGGAUGAAGACGAUCCAGUGACUCGAUUUCGUCGGGGCGAGGGUUUACCCGAUGAUCUUGAUCUAGGUGAUAACUCGCAAGAUUCGGUUGAAAAUCUUGAAGCUGAAGAUAUGGAAGAUGAGCGUGAAUGGAAUGCUAUGGGCGCUGCUCUCGAAAGGGAAUUUAUGUCGGAGUAAACAGUGUUGUGGUAGACUUUGAGUGUAACGGGAGAACUAUAAAACUUUACUUUUUUAUAUGAGGUCUGUUAAAACGUUUUCUUUUUCAAACUGUGAACAACUAUAGGUUUUUUAUUUAGUUAUUUGUAAAAUUUCUGAUUAUUUAAGUUAUCCGAACUUCAGUUAUGUGUAAAGAAAAAUAAUGUUUCUUAAUGAUUAUCAUUGUUUCAAAGAGCAUAAGUUUCAAUAGUGACAUAAUUUUGUAAUUUUUUUCCCUUUGAGUAAAAAUUGUAGUUAGCUUGAAGUUAUUAAGAUCAUUGUAAAUACUAUACAUUGGUAUUUAUUAUUCAAGUGUAAGAUUAUUCAUUAAAUGAUACGAACAUUAAAGAUUAUUACAUUU